AGAAAAGAAGGGAGGCUUUUCCAAAUCCUUUACGAGAAAGCUCGUGCCGACUUCCCAUGCUGUCCGUACUCUCUUUAAUAACGCGAUUGUGACCUGAGUGGAAUUUAUGAGCGAUGAACUAUUGAAGCUUGUUGCACCACUGCAUCAGACUACGGUUUUGGUUUUUUCUUUUUUUUCUUAGCACAUGAUUCCCCCAUCCCAGCUGUUGCAGGACCUAUGGGCCAGUAAUAGAGGGAUGGGAAGCUGAGACGGUUGAUUUUCACAUUCUUGUGUUCUGGGGACUUGGCUAGUUAGCUGAAGCUGCUGCUGCUUUUUACUGGAUCUGCUCUUUUCUCGGCAGGUUUAUUUGUUUUCACGUGCACGGGGUGUUUCAAUUAAACAGAUGUUGGACUAGAGCUGAAUGGAUGCUUUGCAAUCCAAAGGGGUUUUUGGGAUAACUAAAAACUACUAAAAACAGAGAAGAACUGGUACGGCAGGAAACCUGGGGCCUGUUUUCCAAGCCUUUUUAUUUUAUUGAGCAAGAUGAUGUGUGAGGUGAUGCCAACCAUCAGUGAGGCAGAGAUUCCCUCUGGGGGAAAUGGAGGCCAUGGUUCAGGUUCCCCGUUACAGUCAGAUGCUGAUUCCCAUUUUGAGCAAUUAAUGGUAUCCAUGUUGGAAGAAAGGGAUCGCCUUCUGGAAACACUAAGAGAAACUCAGGAGACGCUAGCAUUGACCCAGGGCAAGCUACAUGAAGUUGGUCAUGAGAGAGAUUCCUUGCAGAGGCAGCUCAAUACUGCACUUCCACAGGAAUUUGCAGCGCUUACAAAAGAGCUAAAUGUAUGCCGGGAGCAGCUGCUUGAAAGGGAAGAAGAAAUCGCUGAACUGAAAGCAGAAAGAAAUAAUACAAGGCUAUUACUGGAACAUUUGGAGUGUCUUGUCUCCAGGCAUGAGCGAUCUCUCAGAAUGACUGUUGUAAAGAGACAAGCUCAGUCUCCAGCAGGAGUUUCUAGUGAAGUAGAAGUUCUCAAAGCACUAAAAUCUUUAUUUGAGCACCAUAAAGCCCUUGAUGAAAAGGUAAGGGAGAGGUUACGAGUAGCACUUGAAAGAUGUAGCUUAUUGGAAGAAGAACUAGGUACUACGCAUAAAGAGUUAAUGAUUCUGAAAGAGCAAAAUAAUCAGAAGAAAACACUUCCAGAUGGGAUGCUGGAUAUAAAUCAUGAACAAGAAAAUACACCAACUACAAAUGGGAAGCGAUCCUCUGAUGGUUCUUUAUGCCAUGAUGAAAACCUUGCUAAAGUGAUUGAACUCCAAGACAUUAUAGAUAAGCAAAACAAAGAGCAGACACAAAUGAAGGAACGUCUUACUGCUUUGUCUAGCAGAGUAACAGAGCUGGAAGAAGAUCUUGACACAGCUAGAAAAGACUUAAUAAAAUCUGAAGAAAUGAAUACAAAGUUACAGAGAGAUGUACGAGAGACUAUGGCCCAAAAGGAAGACAUGGAAGAGAGAAUUACAACUCUUGAGAAACGCUACCUCGCUGCACAACGUGAAGCUACAUCUGUGCAUGACCUCAAUGAUAAACUUGAAAAUGAAAUUGCCACUAAAGACUCCAUGCAUCGACAGAGUGAAGAUAAGAAUAGACAAUUGCAAGAACGACUGGAACUAGCUGAACAAAAGCUGCAGCAGACUUUGAGAAAAGCUGAAACUUUGCCGGAGGUGGAAGCUGAGCUGGCACAGAGAGUUGCUGCACUUUCAAAGGCUGAGGAAAGACAUGGCAAUAUAGAGGAACGAUUGAGACAGAUGGAAGCACAGCUAGAAGAAAAGAAUCAAGAACUGCAAAGGGCUAGACAGAGAGAGAAGAUGAAUGAAGAGCAUAAUAAACGUUUGUCAGAAACUGUUGAUAAGCUUCUGUCUGAAUCUAAUGAAAGGCUUCAGCUUCAUCUCAAGGAGAGGAUGGCUGCCUUGGAAGAUAAGAAUUCACUUCUUCGAGAAAUUGAAAAUGCAAAAAAACAAGUAGAGGAACUUCAGCAUGAAAAGGAUCAGCUUGUAUUAAAUGUUGAAGCAUUAAGGGCUGAAAAUGACCAAGUGAGACUCAGAGCCACAUCACUUCAUCAUAGCCGACCAGAUUUCAGAUACCCUAUCACAUCUUCGUCUGUGCCUGAUAGUCAUACAGACUCCUAUGGCACCUCAUCAGUGCUAAGGCGUCCCCAGAAAGGACGUUUGGCAGCUCUCAGAGAUGAACCUUCAAAGGUUCAAACUCUGAACGAGCAGGACUGGGAGCGAGCCCAGCAAGCAAGUGUAUUGGCAAAUGUGGCACAAGCAUUUGAAAGUGAUGUUGAUGUCUCAGAUGUUGAGGAUGAUAGGGAGACUAUAUUCAGCUCAGUUGAUCUGCUAUCACCAAGUGGUCAGGCUGAUGCUCAAACUUUGGCCAUGAUGCUUCAAGAACAGCUGGAUGCAAUCAACAAAGAGAUUAGACUUAUACAAGAAGAAAAGGAAAACACAGAGCAGCGUGCAGAGGAGAUUGAAAGCAGAGUGGGUAGUGGAAGUUUGGAUGCCCAUGGCCGUUUCAGGUCCAUGAGCUCCAUUCCUCCUCCCUACGCAAGUGGUUCACUUGCUGGUUCUUCACCGCCUGGCAGUGGCCGCUCUACCCCAAGGCGGAUUCCACAUAGUCCGGCUCGGGAAGUGGACAGACUAGGUAUCAUGACACUGCCUAGCGAUUUAAGGAAACAUCGUAGAAAGUCUCCAGCUUCUAGAGAAGAGGUACGAGAUGAUAAAGCCACAAUAAAAUGUGAAACAUCACCACCUUCUUCACCUCGAUCUUUGCGUUUGGACAGAGUCCAAAAAGGAGCUUUGCAUACAGUGAGCCAUGAAGAUAUCAGGGACAUAAGAAAUUCAACAGGCUCGCAAGAUGGGCAAACAAGUAAUCCUAGUAGCAGUAAUAGUAGCCAAGAUUCUCUUCAUAAAGCCCCCAAAAAGAAGGGGAUUAAAUCCUCUAUUGGCCGCUUGUUUGGCAAGAAAGAAAAGGGACGACCUGGACAAGCAAGCAAGGAAACAUUAGGACAAGUUGGCAUGGCAGAAGCAGAUAGUUCCUCUCAGGAUGCAUUAGGUCUCAGCAAGCUUGGAGGUCAGGCAGAAAAAAACAGGAAAAUGCAGAAAAAGCAUGAGUUGCUAGAGGAAGCCAGAAGACAAGGUUUGCCUUUUGCACAGUGGGAUGGGCCUACUGUUGUUGUGUGGUUGGAGUUGUGGGUUGGGAUGCCAGCCUGGUAUGUGGCUGCUUGCCGAGCAAAUGUGAAAAGUGGUGCUAUCAUGUCAGCCUUGUCUGAUACAGAAAUACAGCGUGAAAUUGGAAUUAGUAAUCCUCUGCACAGACUGAAGCUGAGGCUGGCCAUUCAGGAAAUCAUGUCACUAACGAGUCCAUCUGCCCCUCCCACCUCAAGGACGACCACGGGAAAUGUCUGGGUAACACAUGAAGAAAUGGAAAAUCUUACAGCCACACAACAAACGGAAGAUGAGGAGGGAAGCUGGGCUCAGACGUUAGCAUAUGGUGAUAUGAACCAUGAGUGGAUCGGCAAUGAAUGGCUCCCUAGUCUGGGGCUCCCUCAGUAUCGCAGCUAUUUCAUGGAAUGUCUUGUUGAUGCUCGAAUGCUGGAUCAUUUAACUAAAAAAGAUCUGCGUGGGCAACUUAAAAUGGUGGACAGCUUUCACAGAAACAGUUUUCAGUGUGGCAUUAUGUGCCUACGAAGACUGAAUUAUGAUCGAAAAGAACUUGAAAGAAAAAGAGAAGAAAGCCAGAAUGAAAUUAAGGAUGUCCUUGUCUGGAGCAAUGAAAGAAUGAUCCAUUGGGUAGUGUCCAUUGGUCUUAAAGAAUAUGCGAAUAACCUUAUAGAGAGCGGAGUUCAUGGUGCACUUGUGGCCUUAGAUGAAUCAUUUGAUUACAAUGCAUUAGCUCUCUUAUUACAAAUACCCACUCAAAACACACAGGCUCGUGCUGUUCUGGAGAGGGAAUUUAAUAACCUCCUUGCUUUGGGCACUGACAGAAGACUUGAUGAAGAUGAUGAUAAGAGCUUUAGGAGAGCACCUUCAUGGAGAAAGAAGUUUAGACCAAAGGACAUAAGAGGUUUAGCUGCUGGAUCAGCAGAGACUCUUCCUGCAAAUUUCAGAGUUACAACCUCAAUGUCUUCACCCUCUAUGCAGCCAAAGAAGAUGCAGAUUGAUGUUUACCCACACUAUUUCUACCGGUGAUAUGCAGCAUUUUGAACAUUUGGAACCCUUAACCUGUUAAUACUUGUUAAAUGGACACUUUGAGAUAUUUUAUUACAGAGUUUUUAAUUAGCAAAUAAAUUCAUGAGUACUAUAGAGAAAAUAUUUUAGAAUCUAAAUGUUUCUUAUAUUUAUGUGACUUCUCAUUUAUAUAGUUACUUACUUUUUCUGUUUCUAUUCAGUCUACAAAUCAAAUCAUUGCUGAUUUUUAUUCUAAUUUUAGUCUUUCCAACUGAAUGU
Molecule: messenger RNA, 4476 nt
Organism: Haliaeetus leucocephalus (bald eagle)
Lineage: Eukaryota; Metazoa; Chordata; Aves; Accipitriformes; Accipitridae
Gene: PPFIA1
Product: protein tyrosine phosphatase, receptor type, f polypeptide (PTPRF), interacting protein (liprin), alpha 1
Exons: 30
Coding region: 523-4218 (1231 amino acids)
Biological process (GO): synapse organization
Cellular component (GO): presynaptic active zone
Molecular function (GO): protein binding
Source: RefSeq, a predicted model, not a curated record